This is a messenger RNA of Acanthamoeba castellanii str. Neff, 939 nucleotides long. RefSeq lists its product as uncharacterized. NCBI's taxonomy places the organism in Eukaryota, Discosea, Longamoebia, Acanthamoebidae. The record is from RefSeq and is a predicted model, not a curated record. The transcript has 3 exons. Bases 1 to 939 code for a protein of 312 amino acids.
AUGGUGGUGGGGGACGAGCGGGAGCCCAACGCCUUUCUGCAGGCCCUCCGCGCGGCCGCCCUCUCGUCGUCGUCAUCGGGCAGCGUGCCCACGCGCGUGGCUGCCGGGGUGGGCGAGGGCACGCCCUUCCUCCAGUCCGACGAAAAGUUCUUCGGCAUGGCCACCGCGUGGCUCGGAGACGACCUGUGCCUGGCCCUCAAGGCCCUGCUCCGGCGCGUCAAGAUCAGCUUCGUCGCCACGCGAUUCCUCGGCGCCGGCAAGAAGAUCUGGGUCAACUGGGAGUGGGUGGGAUCGCUCCACGGCGAUAGCUCCGCCUUCCCGCUCGGGUCCAACGAGCGGUGGACCACGGCGACUGCCCGGGCACUGCAGCCCGGCGCUGCCGCGUCAUCGUCCUCAUCGUCUUCGGGCAGUCAUGCUCCUCCUCCGUACCACCCGCUGCGCAUGGAGGCCGGCACGCCCGAGGAGGGCGGCCUCCUUAGCCCACACUCCGCCACCGCUGCACGUGCCGCGACGGCGUCCUCGCCCUCUCUCCAGUCUCCCUCGUCGACAGCUUCCUUCGCCGACGUGAGCACGGCCUCCGCGUUCAUCCCCGAGACAGUAACGACUACCACCACCACCACCACCACUUCCGGCUCGCCAGUGAUGCUGCACAGCGGGAGCUACAUUCCGGCGACCAACGAGCCACCAUUGCUGCUCGCGUCUUCGUCGUCGUUGGCGUCGGGCGCGCCCCUCAGCUACGGCCACACCGGCCCUGUGGCGUUCCUGCCCGCUUCCACCCCGGUGGCGAUGGCCAAGCCGGGUGGCAUCCCUCUCGCCGCCCUCGCUUCAUCGCAGUCGGCGGUGGAGCAUCAACCCGCCCUCAAGGAGAAGCGCUCGCUGGGCAAGAAACUCACGCGCCGCUUCCACAAGCUCACCCACCAUCAUCAAGAUAAUAUCUAA